Molecule: messenger RNA, 1884 nt
Organism: Botrytis fragariae
Lineage: Eukaryota; Fungi; Ascomycota; Leotiomycetes; Helotiales; Sclerotiniaceae
Product: putative major facilitator superfamily transporter protein
Exons: 4
Coding region: 1-1884 (627 amino acids)
Biological process (GO): transmembrane transport
Molecular function (GO): transmembrane transporter activity
Source: RefSeq, a predicted model, not a curated record
AUGAAUGAGGCAGAUCGAGAAAUAGCACGCGCCGAGCGUGAUGCCUCUCCAGAACGGUACUCCGUCGAAUCUCCCAUCCAUUCCCCUCUACCCCGCCAUCCCUCCCACGAAAUAGAACGUAUACCCACUGCAUCCUCCAUUUCGACGACUUCUUCCGAUGCCUCAAUUCGUCCUACAGUUUCUCGAGCUCCCACACAAGCUGAUUUAGAACGUCAUCCAACUGUUAUAUCUCGCAUUCAAACUGCGCGCUCGCAGCAUACGGGGACGGUGGGAAGAACUGCGACGGGAAGGAGUAGUAGACUUACCAGGAUAUUCAGUACAAAGGAGAAACCAUUACCGUUGAUGGGGCUGGGGAAGGAGUAUCCUCCUCUGUUGCCUGCUCAAGAAGAAUAUGUGGUAGAAUUUGAUGGACCAGAUGAUCCGCUGCAUGCUGUCAAUUGGCCGAUGAAGAAGAAGCUUGUUACAGCAGUAAUGUUGGCUUAUACAACAUUAGUAUCAUCAUUUACAUCGAGUAUUUUCUCAACAGCAACCAGAGUUGUAGCAGCGGAAUACAAUGUUUCCACAGAAGUGGGAUUAUUAGGACUCUCGUUCUAUGUGUUAGGAUUCGCUUUUGGUCCAAUAUUAUGGGCUCCUUUAUCGGAAUUGAAGGGGAGAAGAUUACCAAUUGUGCUUUCUAUGUUUGGAUUUUCGAUCUUUCAGAUUGCAGUCGCGGCGGCGAAAGAUUUACAAACAGUUUUGAUCUGUAGAUUUUGGGGAGGUAUGUUUGGUGCAGCUCCUUUAGCAGUUGUUGCAGCUGUUUUCUCGGAUAUAGGGCUUGCUAUUACCGUAUUUUCGAUGACAGUUUUCACUGGACCUCUUCUAGCACCUUUCAUUGGUGGAUUUAUCGUUGAAUCUCAUCUCGGCUGGCGUUGGACUGAAUGGUUAACUGCUAUAAUGGGUUUUGUAGCAUUCAUCCUAGAUCUCUUCUUCCUUUCAGAAACCUACCCACCAGUCAUCCUGAUCGAAAAAGCAGCCGAACUCAGAAGAAGAACCAAAAAUUGGGGUAUUCACGCCAAACAAGAAGAAAUCGAGAUUGAUUUCCGUGAAUUGGUCACCAAGAAUUUCUCUCGUCCUCUUCGACUUUUGGCAUCAGAACCUAUCGUUCUUCUUCUAUCUAUUUACAUGGCUUUCAUCUACGGUCUUCUAUACCUCUUCCUCACAGCCUAUCCAAUCGUCUUCCAACAAAUCCACGGUUUCACUGGUGGCGUAGGUGGUCUUCCAUAUUUCGGUAUGGUCAUUGGAAUGUUAAUCGCAGGUGUCUACGUCGUUCUUACUCAACCAUCUUACAAUCGUAAAUUAGCAGCAAACAACGGUAUUCCAGUUCCUGAAUGGCGUCUUCCACCGGUGAUUAUUGGAGGAGUGAGUUUCGCAGCAGGACUCUUUUGGUUCGGUUGGUCGGGGUACAGAGCCGAUAUUCAUUGGAUUGUUCCCACGCUUUCGGGUCUCCUUACAGGAUUUGGACUUUUGGCAAUCUUUUUGCAGAGUUUAAAUUAUCUUGUGGAUGCAUAUCUUAUGUUUGCUGCAUCGGCUAUUGCGGCGAAUACAUUGUUGAGAUCGUUGGCAGGAGCAGGAUUCCCGUUGUUUUCACAAUAUAUGUUUGCGGCAAUGGGAGUCAAUUGGGCAGGAACAUUGUUGGGCUGUGUAGCACUUGUGUUGGUGCCAAUUCCAGUUUGCUUCUAUAUGUAUGGAGAGAAACUUAGGGCGAAGAGUAAGUUUGCGCCGGUUUAUCCAACGCAGCAGGCUCCGAGGGAUGAGGAGGAAGGAGGGAGUACGAGUACGAACGGGAAUGGAGAGAUGGAUAGAGAUGUUAAUGGAAAGGAGAAGGGAGAGGAGGCUAGAGCUUAA